AUGUCCAUUGCAAGCAAUUUAAGAGAGUUUUUCUCUUUGGGGGCUCUAGAUUCAAGACUCGAACCCUCAAAAAGUGGUCAAGAUAAGAAACAGCAGGUUAUAAAAAAGGGAGCAAAGCCGUCGAAAUGGGGUAGCUUUGAAUUCAAAUUCUACUAUAUCAUAUUCAUCAUAGCAGUGCCAUUGAUGUUCAAGGCAGGAAUGGAUGCUUCAAACGAAACUAACCCAAACUAUCCCCGCUAUGAGCGCUUGUUGAGUAACGGAUGGAUACUAGGUCGGAAGGUGGACAACUCAGACCAACAGUAUCGAUUUUUUCGAGACAACUUGUUCCUUCUUUGCUUACUAGGAGUUAUACACGUGUCAUUGAGAAAGAUUUUAACCCCAAUAUUGUCAAUACGGAAAAGAACUUAUUUCGAUUUGGUUUUUGGAAUCAUUUUUUUGGUUGGUGCUCAUGGGGUGAAUGUUAUCAAAAUAUCCCUUCAUUUGACAAUCAAUUACGUAAUCGGGAGGUACAUAAAGGACAAGAAAGUAGCAAUUUGGACCACUUGGAUAUACGGCGUAUCAACAUUAUUUUUAAAUGAUUGGUAUGGAAUGAAUAAGUAUGGCAUCGCCUUUUUGGAUCAGGGCUUUAAAGGUAUUAUAGCCCGUUGGGAUGUUUUUUACAAUUUUACCCUACUUCGAAUGAUAUCUUACAAUCUUGAUUACAUUGAAAGGGAGCACAAUUUGAGCAAAUCCAAUGUAAAGGGUGGAUCACUAGUCGAUCUCAAUGACCGUGAAAGAUUGACAGCUCCGUUGCCACUAGAAGACUAUAAUGUCUUUAACUAUAUCGCAUAUGUAUUGUACACUCCAUUAUUCAUAGCUGGACCUAUCUUAACAUUCAACGACUACAUAUACCAAUCUAACUACCAACAAGCUUCCUCGGUGAAAGACAAGAAGCGGAUAUUUAUCUACUUCCUUCGAUUUGUCUUUUGUUUAUUAGUUAUGGAAUUUAUUUUGCAUUUCAUGUAUGUUGUUGCGGUAUCUAAAACGAAGGCAUGGGAUGGUGACACCCCUUUUCAAAUUUCCAUGUUGGGACUCUUCAACCUUAAUAUAAUCUGGUUGAAGCUUUUGAUUCCUUGGAGAUUAUUCCGACUCUGGAGUUUAUUGGACGGUAUUGAUCCUCCUGAAAACAUGAUUCGAUGCAUGGAUAACAACUUUUCGGCCCUUGCAUUUUGGCGAGCAUGGCAUAGGUCAUUUAACAGGUGGGUUAUUAGGUACAUAUACGUUCCAAUGGGAGGGGGUGGAAGUUACCGUCUUUUGAACAGUUUAUUGGUAUUUAGCUUUGUUGCAAUUUGGCAUGACAUUGAAUUGAGAUUACUCAUGUGGGGUUGGUUGAUUGUAUUAUUUUUGAUUCCUGAACUCGCUGCUACUAUGUUUUUCAAAAAAUACGAUCAGGAAUGGUGGUACAGGCACUUAUGUGGAUUGGGUGCUGUGGUGAAUAUAUGGAUGAUGAUGAUUGCAAACCUUGUGGGCUUUUGUCUCGGCAAAGAUGGAACGUUGCAGUUGAUUAGUGAAAUUUUCCGAUCAGUACUGGGUAUAUCAUUUUUCAUAGUCUCAUCGUUUACAUUAUAUGUUGGUGCCCAGGUGAUGUUUGAACUAAGAGAAAGCGAGAGAAGGUCAGGAAUUGAUGUGAGGUGCUGA
Molecule: messenger RNA, 1677 nt
Organism: Lodderomyces margitis
Lineage: Eukaryota; Fungi; Ascomycota; Pichiomycetes; Serinales; Debaryomycetaceae
Gene: GUP1
Product: O-acyltransferase
Exons: 1
Coding region: 1-1677 (558 amino acids)
Biological process (GO): GPI anchor biosynthetic process
Cellular component (GO): endoplasmic reticulum
Source: RefSeq, a predicted model, not a curated record